Molecule: messenger RNA, 1990 nt
Organism: Verticillium dahliae VdLs.17
Lineage: Eukaryota; Fungi; Ascomycota; Sordariomycetes; Glomerellales; Plectosphaerellaceae
Product: mitochondrial import protein
Exons: 5
Coding region: 98-1990 (630 amino acids)
Biological process (GO): protein insertion into mitochondrial inner membrane from matrix; mitochondrial respiratory chain complex IV assembly
Cellular component (GO): mitochondrial outer membrane; mitochondrial inner membrane
Molecular function (GO): membrane insertase activity
Source: RefSeq, a predicted model, not a curated record
ACAGUCGGUCAACACGGUGCCUCCAACGACUGCCAACCACUACCAUCGUGCCGGCCUUCGACCUUGCCUCUGUAACCUUAUCCCCAGACGGCCCAUCAUGGCGGACGAAUUCGCGAACCCUCUGGCCGAGUCUGGCGUCACCAUUCGAUCCGACAGUGAACAGUACUCGCAGGGCGAGGACCUCUCUGCGUCCCCUCCCUCGUCUUCCUCCCCCGUUAUUCUCUACAAGCCACCCACGGUGUGGUCCCUGUUGCGAGGUGCUGCCAUCAACCUUUUCUUGCCGUUUAUCAAUGGCAUGAUGCUGGGUUUCGGAGAGUUGUUUGCCCACGAGGCCGCGUUUCGGUUAGGAUGGGGAGGCACCAAGGUAUUUCCCACGACGCGCCGUGCCCAUGCCAUUGGCCCCGGCCUCGAGAUUCGCGAGAAGCGCACACCGCGAACGGAGCUGGACGACCUGACGAAGUGGAAUGGAUUUCUUCAGUCAGAUUACCAUGUCACGGCUGUCAUCUUGGUCGUGCACAUUGACCCAUUUCCCGAGCGCAUCAGCGGUGUCGGCGACUCCACCGAGACCUCCAGGUUUUCCAAUGGUCGACAGUUUGGCACCACUUCACGCAUCGCCAGCACAUCAUGGUCGGGGCUGAGGCCAACAGGAAAGACGCCAGGUCUUGUCCGCACCACUGUCGUCGCCGGCUCGCUUUCUUCCACCCGAACACUCUCCCUGUGGUCCCGGGGCCCCAAGACUGAGGCCACACCAGCACCGGCUACGACCCCCGAGGUCGCCGCCGUCGACACAACGGCCCCUGCCGCCACGACAGCAUCGAUCCCCCCUCCCGAAGCUGCCGUUGCCUCUACCACCCCUUCUUUCGCCGAGGGCGUCGCGUCGGCACCCACUCCUGUCACCGAUGCCUCGACCUUCGAGCUCCUCACCGACACCACCAUUGCCCAGAUGCCCGAGCAGAUUGGCUACCUCAAGGCCAUCGGCCUCGACUUUGGCUACGGCCCCUCCAGUUGCAUGCAAUGGAUCCUCGAGCAUGUGUACAUCUACACUGGUCUGCCCUGGUGGGCCACGAUCGGUAGCACCGUCCUCCUCCUGCGCCUGCUUCUGCUGAAGCCCACACUCAACGCCCAGCAGGGGUCCGCCAAAAUGCAGCAGCUCCAGGGCAACGCCCAGUACGCGGCGCUGAAGCAAAAGAUGCAGGACUCGAUGAAGAGCGGCGACAAGUCGGCCAUGAUGGACGCCCGUCAGUCCAUCAACCACAUCCACAAGCGCGAGGGCGUCAACCCGUUUGCCGCCCUCUGGGGCCUCGUUCAGAUCCCCUUCAGCUACGGUCUCUUCAUCGUGCUCAACAACAUGGCCAAGAUUCCCGUUCCGUCGCUGGAGAACGGCGGCCUCUUGUGGUUCGACGACCUGUCCGUGUCUGACCCCUUCUUUAUCCUGCCCGUCGCCGCGCCCAUCGCCAUGGUCGCCAUGCUCAAGUCCGGUACAAAGUUUGCUCCCGUCCAGCAGCAGGCCCAGAUGAAGCUCAUGAUGUACAUCUUCGUUCCCCUGUCGCUCAUUUUCACAAUUUGGCUCCCCGCCGCCGUCCAGUUCUACUUCCUCUGCUCGACCCUCGUCGGCUGGGGCCAGAACCUCCUCUUCCAGAACCCGGCCUUCCGACGCGCCACCGGCCUCCCUGAGCUCGUCAGGCCCGUUCUCCCCGCCUCGACCUCUCGCAUUAGCGGCGCCAUGUUCUACCCGCCCACCAAGCGCACGGGCUCCACGGAUGCCAACACCAUCGAUGUGACGGCUGUAGAGGAGAAGCCCAAGAACGUCUUCAGCGGCGCCGUCGCAGACCUGAAGCAGACCGUCCACGGAGCCAAGGGUGGCAUGGGCUCCUUUGUCGACCAGGCUCGGCAGGAGCAGGCCGAGAAGAGCAACAAGUCAUGGGAGGAGAAGCGCGCCGAAGAGGACAAGAGGCGCUUCAAGUCUGAUUUGAAGAGGAGAGCGAAGUAG